AUGUCCCACUCGGCACCCCACAGCCGCCCUGUCUCCCCCCACCGACACACUCCCUCCCUGCCACUCCCUCCACGCUCCACCUCUCCUCCCCUGUCUCCCCGCCGCAAUCUGUACGGCCUUCCCCCAACGUACCUCCAACAUCUACGCGCCCUCCUUCAUCAGUGGCUAGCUCAGCAAGAGCUCGAAGGUGGCCCGGAGGGCAAGAAACUGUGGUCCGAGGAACGCUUGGCCCGGGUGGAAAGCGCUAUCUGGGAGGGUGCAGUGCUAACUGCUCCUGCCAAAGAUUCCCGCCGCGAGCGCGGGGUGCUGGAGCAAGAUUGGAAUGGAUGGGUGAAGGGAUCUACAAAGAGAAUACAUGCUUGGAAGGGUGAGAUGGAGGAGGAGGGGAGGCAAUUAUUAGCGGAGAAGCGAGCGAAGGAGGCUCAAGCUGAUAAGGAAGGCAAGGGAAAAGGCAAGACUUCUAGAAAGGCCUCCUCUAGCGAAAAUGACAGAGGCAGACUAGCCAUACCCGAACCUUUCAUGCCUGCCUCUGCCUCGACGCCAAGUAAACAGAGCACUCGAGCUUCAUCGAUUGCUUCCCUGGAAGGGUCGUCUCCUCUCGACACCACGCUUCUAAGCCGACUCGAACGACAUGCAGCCAGAAGGGAAGCAGAAGAAGAUCAGGAGGCGCAGGAUUUGGAAGAUUGGUGCAGGGUUGUUCGAAGCUUGAAAGGAUUCGUAAAGUUUACGACACCCAAGCGUGAAGACUGGGAAACUGUCAACGCCGAUUUGAUACCUAAGGGGACAGUACAUGGAAUCCCGGGAGCAUUCCCUCAAUCGGGCCACGAAUACCGCCAUUCCAUCGAUGUUCCAUCGUCUGUGCGAUCUCAUCAAUCACCCUUUUUCGAUCUCGGUCUUCCGAUUACGUCGACCACCCAGUCGGACCCAGCAGUCGAAGAAUUUGACAUGUUGAAACCUGUCUUCUGCUUACAUAUCCCUUUCGAAUCGGCGGAACGCCGCCGAAGCGAAGCAAGUACAAGUCAGACCACUCUUCGUCUGCGACGCGACCACUCCAUCUCUGGUCGGUCGACCACGAGUAUGGGGUCUACGAGGGGCAAAGGCUGGUUCUCCGGCUCCGGAAGUAAAUGGAGUGAUCUUCUGGGCGAUAAAUCGCAUUUCUAUGACGAAGACGAUUGGGGUAAUAUUGAAGUUGAUUUCGUCGAAGGAAAGUUUGCGCUCCCUUCCCAAACGCUUGGAUCCCCAUAUAAUAGUGUCAAACGGCGACGGUCGAGUCUGCCCUCGAGCGUUUCAAGACGCCAGUCUGUCUUCUCAGCUCUGGAGGCUGUGCCAACAUCCUUCUCUUCGACCUCCAGUUCACUCGCAAUACAUUCCCAAGCGAGUACUUCCAAGACGGACAGCGAAUCCGAUUCUGAUGAAGCAUCGUCGGUCCAGUCCAGCACACAGCAGGGGCACGAAUUUGUUGGGAUGCCUUACAACGCGAUCAUUAGCGGGGAAGAGAACGAUAUGCCAAAGGAGGCCGUCAUACGGGGCAAUAUUGGUUUGGUCGGUGGCACGAUCGUCAUUCGCGGUAUAAGACGAGAUGAGGAGAAGAAAGCAUUGGUGAAGGUUCUCAAGGCCCUCGUCUACACCAUUGCCACCAUGACUCUCGAGCUCGACCUGCUCGACUCGUUCCGUAUACCUCGCGAGCAAGAUGAGCCACCUGUGCUUCCCAAACCACCGACCCCUCUGUCUAAUACUCCAAGUGAGGGUGACCUGUCUCGUGGUGUCUCUCCACACGUUCCGUGGACGGAGAGACAGUCGAAGAGAGGUUUCUUGUCUAAAUUGACCAGAGACACAAAAGGUGUUUGGAAAGGGCUCUUGGGACGUACCAAUUCUACAAAAUCUCGUGACCAUUCGAGGCAACACCCCAGUCCCCUUAUUCACCAAAUGGACCUUCCAUCUAGCCCAUCAUUGCUGCCUUCUCCGACUUCAACCGAAACACCACUUGAGCCACAGGAUGAUACUCCAUCCCCUUCGAAUCUGCCCCCAUAUCUUAUGAACGGCCCCAUUACGAAUUCAAAUAGCCACCAUCUACAAACACUUGGGCUACUGCGUGAAAUCCUGCCGUCCACAACACCGGGUCUCAAAUACCCUAUGCCUUCUAUCCUGCUACGACUUUUUGACGAGGAUCAAACUCGUCGAGCAAAAGCACAAGUUGAAAUUGAUGGAGAAAAUGAUUCCGCCAAUGCGAGCACGAGCACUUUAUUCCCCGGACCCCAUCCCAUGGCUCGCGACGGUCCAGACCCUAUACGAGGGCGAGCUUUGGCUUAUCGACUUGGUGGAGAUGUACGUUCAGGUCUCAACUCUCUUGCUUCUGGGCUAGAGACCUUUGAUGGCUGGAUAAGGCUUCAACGACUCUCCACGCUGUAUUGCGUUGGGUUGAAUUACCUUCCCAACACAGAUGACCGGGAGGAACCGAGCGGCUCUGUCAUCUGCCAGCCUCCCAAAUUGCAGACCUUGUCCGAUGACGUGACUAUCACAGACUAUCUUAUGGGUCUCUAUGACGAGCUGGCAGAGGAAAACUUGCUUUGCCCUAGAGUGGGAUGCGAAGCCGAAAAUAGCGAGCACGUACGUUGGUUUAUACACGGCGGCACCAAAGUUGGCGUUCAGAUUGUUGAAUGCCACGCUGGACCUGAAACGCAGGCACAAGGAGAUGAUAUAGAGACUUGGUCCAAGUGCGACAUGUGCGGAUCAGAGAGCAGUCCCAGACGACUCAGUGAUGGUGCCAGAGCCUAUCCUUGGAUAAAAGUGCUUGAGUUUCUGAUCUAUACCACCGGUCUUCAAUCAUCUAUCUGUCCACAUUCCUCGAUACCCUUUGUGCAAGCACAUUACUUGCGGACACCAGGUUUAGCUAUCUCGUUGGCAACUUCCGAAGUUUCACUUCUCGACAUGCGACUACCCAAGCUUCAGGUAGGACCUAAUGUGCCUAAACGCAAGAGCACCAAAGACAACCUUCUCAGAACCCCUGAGAAUCUAAACAGCUCAGAGCAAGAUUGUGACAACGCACUUAGAGGCUCUGAAGUCGUUUCUUUUUUUGACGCUCUGGAUUCAAGGGUUGCACUGCUCAGAGGGAGACUUGAAGCCGGAUACGAAGCUGGCGAAGAGCUACGACCAGAAAGAACGACACCGGACUUGCAAAAGAAACUAGCCAGCUUGGCCGAAGUUUCCACGACAUCCUCUGAGGCCAGACAACAGACAAUGUUGACUCUCGCUGCGGCACCAGCUAAGCCCAUCGAUGAGGCUCGCCAAUUCUUCACCGAAAGGAUCAGGGUUUCGCUCGGGGCGCUUGAAGAAUGGCAAAAGACCUACUUGACUCAGGACGGCCAAGAAGACGGACUGGUUGCUCUGAAAAGCUACUUGCCGGAUCACAAGAAGAAGGCUUCGAAAGAUUACGCUCUUCCCGGAAGUGGUGUCCUAGUCAAGGAAGAUCAGCCAGCCAGUGUUGUGGCUUAUACCCUUUCAUCCUUGGCAUAUUUUACAGAGUUGACUGCGUCGUCCAAAUCAACCGACGAAGCAUCUACACCCGAAACCGCUGCGUCUGUCAGCGCACCGGAGUCAAAGUCGUCCUCGAUGGCUGAAUGGAGUAUCAAGGUUGAGCGCCGAGACUCUCCCAGAGAUCUUCUAUCCCUUCGCUCUAUUGUAAAGAAACCUUCGGACGCCUCCUUGUCACUGGACAAGUCAAAAUUCGCCCCCCCAGCAGUGUCGAUCUCCAAUGCUGCCCCGUCUACAGAAGUCUUUACAGAGGCUGUAGAAGGCGUGAGCCAGUCUGCAGACAGGAUGGAAGAAAUUGUCAGGGCGAUAGAGAAGGCCACGGGCAACGAUCCCAUCUUGUCCAACAGCAUUAAUGGAUUGGUACCGAGCAGGAGAGCAAGUGUAUCGGAAAGUGACACAAGCAGCUUGUACAAGUCCCGAGCUUCGCCCCGCGGUCCCAAGUCAAGCGAUGCUCCACCGAGUAGCUUCCGGGGCAGCCGUAACCUGUCCACAUCUUCAGUCCCUCGCCUUCUCUCUCCUCAAACGCCAGUCUCCACACUUUCUUCCAAGACAGGUACUGCAGCGGCCAGAACGAUGCCUCCCAAUACCCGGGCCAGUAGUGCUGGCUGGGGUAGUAGCAUGACCUCGUCAUUUGCCAACUCUAUAUGGAGAUUUGGCUCCGAGGUGGGAGACACACUCUCGUCUAUACGUACGCGCCAUCCAGACCGGUCGCUUCAGUCACUUAUCGCUGGUCCAUUGGGCGGUAUGGAUACGUCACUUUCCAAUCUCGAUCCUCGACCACACCUCUACUUUGAGUACACUCUCCCUGACAAGCUGCGUCUGUCAUGUACAGUCUACUUUGCUACAGCUUUUGACUCGCUCAGGCGAAGGUGUGCGGUAGACAAGGCGCUGGUGGAAAGUCUCGAAGAGACAGAGGAGUGGAAUGCCGACGGUGGUAAAAGCAAAGCAGGAUUCUGGAUGUCAAAGGACAAAAAGUUCAUCGUGAAAGAGCUAGUGAGCAAGUGGACUGUCAGUGACAUGCAUGCUUUGCUGGAGAUUUCGCCAGCAUAUUUCAAUUUUAUGACCAGUACGCACAAUAGAGCUACAUCCUUGGCGAAGAUCGUCGGCUUCUACACAGUCACGAUCAAAGAUCUACACUCCGGUACCAAGAGGCAGCUGGAUUUGCUGGUGAUGGAAAACCUUUUCUACAGCCAGUCCAUCUCUCAAACAUUUGAUUUGAAGGGUAUCGAGGGCCGAAAGGUGGUCAAAAGGAAGACUGAAGGCGAGGUUGAAUCAGUCGAAGUCAAAGGUCCGGGAACACUUUUCGAUGCCGAUUGGCUGGAGAAUAUGCAAAACGAUCUGGUUCUGCUUCAACCACACGCUAAAAAGAUUCUUCUGGACGCUAUCGCCCUCGACACUAAGUUCCUCGCCUCCCAAUCAAUCAUGGACUACUCGCUCCUGCUCGGUAUCGACGACUCAUCGCGCGCUUUCUCCACAUCCGCAACUGCUGCUGCUGGUCAGCCUGCCGCAUAUGAAGAGCAAGUGGAAGCAAUGAGGCGGGCCAAGGACAAGACCUUGAUUGUGGGGUUAGUGGAUGCCAUCGGAAGUUUCAAUCUGUUCAAGACGAUCGAAAGUAGGGGAAAGAUGGCUCUGAACAGAGGGGGAGAUGUUACUGUUAUUCCUCCUGAUCAAUAUCGCGAGCGCUUUGAAAGUGCCAUGCGCCACUAUUUCAUUGCUUGUCCCGAUAAAUGGUCGAGAGUGUCUUCCAGUCCGAGGGGAGCCAAAAGGGGCCGGGCCCAGAGAGAGAGGAUGGAACUCGGCUCGAUUCUCUAG
Cryptococcus wingfieldii CBS 7118 is the source of this 5343-nucleotide messenger RNA. RefSeq lists its product as hypothetical. The transcript is spliced from 12 exons. Gene Ontology annotation, biological process: phosphatidylinositol phosphate biosynthetic process. Gene Ontology annotation, cellular component: fungal-type vacuole membrane; endosome membrane. The coding region runs from base 1 to 5343 and encodes 1780 amino acids. The record is from RefSeq and is a predicted model, not a curated record. NCBI's taxonomy places the organism in Eukaryota, Fungi, Basidiomycota, Tremellomycetes, Tremellales, Cryptococcaceae. Gene Ontology annotation, molecular function: 1-phosphatidylinositol-3-phosphate 5-kinase activity.